Neurospora tetraspora is the source of this 1419-nucleotide messenger RNA. Its product is annotated as 3-ketoacyl-CoA thiolase. Gene Ontology annotation, biological process: fatty acid beta-oxidation; phenylacetate catabolic process. The record is from RefSeq and is a predicted model, not a curated record. Gene Ontology annotation, molecular function: acetyl-CoA C-acyltransferase activity. Lineage: Eukaryota; Fungi; Ascomycota; Sordariomycetes; Sordariales; Sordariaceae. Gene Ontology annotation, cellular component: peroxisome. The coding region runs from base 1 to 1419 and encodes 472 amino acids. The transcript is spliced from 3 exons.
AUGGGCAUCCUACCAAAAGGCCUCUCCUCCGUCCUAGCCAAAGCGCCCACCGACGUCGUCAUCCUCUCCUCCCUGCGCACCCCCAUCACCCGCUCCUACAAGGGCCACCUAAAGGAUGCCUACCCGGAAGAGCUCCUCUCCGUCGUCCUGCGCGCCACCCUCGACAAGGUCCCCGAGCUCAACCCAUCCAACAUCGACGACGUCGCCGUCGGCGUCGUCCUCUCCGAGCUCGGCGGCUCCAAGGCCGCCCGCAUGGCCAUGAACCACGUCGGCUUUGAUUCUUCGUCUACUUCCUUAUACACCGUCAACCGCGCCUGCUCCUCUUCCCUCCAAGCCAUCGCCUCCAUCGCCGCUUCCAUUCGCACAGAGGCUAUUGAUGUGGGCAUCGGCGCGGGAAUGGAGAGCAUGACGCGCAACUACGGCUCGCGCGCGAUCCCGACUUCUUACUGGCCUGCUUUAAAAGAAAGUCCCGUCAAGGACGCUAGGGAUUGCGUCAUGCCCAUGGGCUUGACUUCGGAAAACGUCGCGAGCCGGUAUGGUGUGUCGCGCGAAGACCAGGAUGCGUUUGCCGUCAAGUCGCACCAGUUGGCUGCGCAGGCGCGCGCGGAGGGCAGGUUUAAGGAGGAGAUUGUUCCGGUGACGACGCAGUAUCAGGAGGUGGAUAAGCAGGGCGCCAAGGUCGGCGAGGCCCAGACGGUGACCGUCACAGAAGACGACGGCAUCCGACCGACGGCGUCGAUGGAGGGCAUGGCGAAGUUGAAGCCCGCUUUCAAGGCCGACGGCACCAGCACGGCGGGUAACUCGAGCCAGGUUAGCGAUGGUGCGGCGGCGACGUUGUUGAUGAGGCGGAGCACGGCGACGGCGUUGGGACUUGGUGAUCGGAUUAUCGGCAAGUUUGUGGCCGCCAAUACGGUGGGGUGCAAGCCGGAUGAGAUGGGUAUCGGGCCCGCGGUGGCGAUUCCCAAGUUGCUGGGCCAGCUGGGGUUGGAGAAUAAGGAUGUGGAUAGGUGGGAGAUUAACGAGGCUUUUGCUAGUCAGGCGAUUUACUGCUUGAGGGAGCUGGGGCUUGAGGAGGCGUGGAAGGAUGGUAAGGUCAACCCUGAUGGUGGUGCGAUUGCUUUGGGUCACCCCUUGGGCGCUACUGGUGCGAGAAUGGUGAGCACUUUGUUGCAUGGUCUCGGAAGGACGGGUGGUGAGGUUGGUGUUGUUAGCAUGUGCGUUGGUACCGGCAUGGGCAUGGCUGGUGUCUUUGUUAGGGAGUAUCUACCAUCUGCCUGCUUGCCCACCUGCAGCGCCUGCAGCGCCUCGCGUCAAACGACAUAUCGUGAGCCUCAAAUCGCCACUCAAGCCGAGAUUGAUAUUCUCUUUGACCCAUUGCUGGGCACCCACGUUGAGAGAUCGUUCCGAUCUCAAAGAUAG